AUGACGGUAGCCGACGGCGAAACGUUACCGCUCGUCAUGCCCGUCCCGGCCGAGUGCUGCCUUCCCGCCGACGUGGCCUGCCCAUCCCCGGGCUCUCUUAUCCCCCCUGCCCCGAUAAACGGCCAGCAGCCCGGCGUGGCCACGUCGUUCCUGUACAGCGGCUCCCAGUUUCGGGGCUACCAGAAGAGCAAAGGGAAUGCUUACGGCGUGGAUGUUGUUUUGCUGCACGUGACUCCGGAGGAUUCUUAUUUGUGUGGAUAUCUGAAGAUCAGUGGACUGACUGAGGAGUAUCCAACACUCACAACCUUUUUUGCUGGCGAAAUCAUAAGUCGAAAGCGACCUUUUUUAACCAGGAAGUGGGAUGCUGACGAAGACGUGGACAGGAAGCACUGGGGGAAAUUUCAGCCUUUUUAUAAAGUGGCCAAAAGCUUCAACUCUGACGACUUUGACUACGAGGCGUUGGAGCGCAGCGAUUACAUAUUCAUGAGAUGGAAGGAGCAGUUCCUGGUUCCUGAUCACACCAUCAAGGACAUCAGCGGGGCGUCGUUCGCCGGAUUUUACUACAUCUGCUUCCAAAAGUCCACUGCAACUAUUGAGGGUUACUACUACCACAGGAGCUCUGAAUGGUAUCAGUCCCUAAACCUGAGCCACGUCCACGAGCACAGUAUGCCCAUUUAUGAAUUCCGAGGUAACGUGACCCAGCCUUUUGCCACAGAGACGUACAGGUGCGUGGCCCCAUACGAGACCAAGGACACCAAGAACAAGCCAUUCAAAGUAGCGCUGAAUGAAAAAGUUGACGUGCUCAUCAAGGACAAAGCAGGCUGGUGGCUUGUGGAGAAUGAAGACAAGUGCUUAGCCUGGUUUCCUGCACCGUACCUAGAGAGGACGGACGAUGAACCAGAGGAGGACGAUAUCGACGGACUUCCCGAAAGAGGAUUGUUUUACACCGUGACCAAGAGUUAUAAAGCCACCAACGAUGAUGAAAUAACAGUGAGCAUCGGUGUCUCGGUGGAGGUCCUGCAAAAGUCUGAAAACGGCUGGUGGCUCAUCAGACACCAGGGAAAGGCAGGCUACAUUCCCAGCAUGUACUUAAAGCCCCCGAGCCAUGGCCGCAUGUUAGGUGGCCACCACGGGCGCAGCAAUCCCACUCCACUGACCACUUCCACCCUCGCGGUGCAUUCUCAGUUGAUGAGCCGCUCUCAAGAAAACCUACGUAGUCCAAACUCCGUCAGGCCUACCUCACCCAACCUCCUCCAACCCCAGAGCAAGCAAUUGUCCAAAUCCGCAGAGGUCCUAAGCCAACCUGUGACUACUCUGCCUAUCUCCAAGCCAGCCGUUGCCAUACCACCCAAGGCGAGGCCUGUCCCACCAAGACGCCCCCAGUCUCCCGAUGCAAGACAAAUCUCAUUUCCUAAGGAAAGACAAGCCUCGCCCUCCAAUGGAAGACAAGUCAUGCUUCCUAUUGAAAGACAAGACUCAGCAUCCAAUGGAAGACAAGUCAUGCUUCCUAAUGAAAGACAAGACUCAGCAUCCAAUGGAAGACAAACUUCACUUCCUAAUGAAAGACAAGACUCAGCAUCCAAUGGAAGACAAACUUCACUUCCUAAUGAAAGACAAGCAUCACCUUCCAAUACCAGACAACCCUCACCUUCCAACGCAAUGUACGUCCCUACGCCUAUCAUCAUGGUGGAAAACGAUGCGGAUAGUGAUCUUCCCCAUAGCCUGAUCGCUGACAGCGAAGACGAGUUUACAAGCGACAGCGACUUCAGCAGUGACGAAUUCAGCUCCUCCUCACCAAGCACGAGCCUGAGCAUGAGUACCGAUGACUACCGCCUGCGCCGGAGCCGCACACCUGAGCCGCCGGCGAAAAACACCCUAAACCCACAAAGAGCCACGAGAGGCAAAAUGAUGCCAGCGGUCUCCGACCCAAACAUCUUCGAGAGCGUCUCAGCGCCCAAAGCUAGCAUGAACCUGAGCAUGAGCACUGACCACUACCGCAUGCACCAAAGUCCUGGCCCUUCGUCGCCUGUCAGAAACACCCUAAACCCAGAAAGUGCCAUGGGGGGCAAAAUGAUGCCCGCUGUCUCCGAUCCGAACAUUUUCAAGAACGUCUCAGCACCCAGGAUGCCACCCAGGCCGCAGUCCCAGGAGAUCCUCACCCGAUGUACCACAAUCACCCGCAAGAACGCCAGCCGAUCUCAGAGUCCGACACCCACUCCCAUACAGAGUCGGUAG
This is a messenger RNA of Nerophis lumbriciformis (worm pipefish), 2235 nucleotides long. Lineage: Eukaryota; Metazoa; Chordata; Actinopteri; Syngnathiformes; Syngnathidae. The record is from RefSeq and is a predicted model, not a curated record.